Molecule: messenger RNA, 2214 nt
Organism: Cloeon dipterum
Lineage: Eukaryota; Metazoa; Arthropoda; Insecta; Ephemeroptera; Baetidae
Product: peptidylprolyl isomerase domain and WD repeat-containing protein 1
Exons: 13
Coding region: 151-2061 (636 amino acids)
Biological process (GO): protein peptidyl-prolyl isomerization
Molecular function (GO): protein binding; peptidyl-prolyl cis-trans isomerase activity
Source: RefSeq, a predicted model, not a curated record
AAACACCAGAAAACACGCCGGUUUGUUGUUUAUUUACGCUUAAAACUUUGGCUAGCAGAAUUGUGUUUUCGAGUUUCGAGUCCUGUUUAAUUAAAUAUAAGCGCGAAACAACCUUAAUAGGCCCCUCAUACGCCGAUUUUGUCCUACAGGAUGUCCGACAAGGAACAGACAGCAUGCUCUUCUAAUGGGGACGAAAGAUCUAAAAAUCCACCAAAGGCGUCAAACAAGAGGAAGGACAAUAGCGAUGAUGAAAGCGAAGGAGAUGGACCUGGACCCAUCAAGAAGGUUGCACCACAACCACCUAAGAAGCUGCUCGCAGAUUUGCGGUACCAGCAGCUCUAUUUGGACAAUUUGCCGUCCGCCGAAGCUUACGAGAAGAGCUACAUGCACAGAGACGUGGUCACCCACGUUGCUGUCACAAAAACAAAUUUUAUCAUCACUGGAAGUUGUGAUGGGCACGUAAAAUUCUGGAAAAAAAGUGACGAACUGAUUGAGUUCGUGAAACACUUUCGAGCUCAUUUGGGAGUGAUCAAUGACCUGGUUGUGAACCACAAUGGCUCCCUCCUCUGCACCGUUGCCACAGACAAAGCCAUGAAAAUUUUUGAUGUCAUCAAUUUUGACAUGAUCAACAUGAUAAAGCUGGACUUUGUAGUUCGUUGUGCUGAGUGGAUUCAUUUACCAGGAGAUGCCAUAUCUACAAUUGCAGUGGCCAGCUCUGAGAGUAACAUAAUUAACGUUUACGACGGGCAAAGCAGCAACUCUGAGCCUCUACACACCUUCGAUCGGCUGCACUCAAAAACAGUCGUGAUUAUGAAGCUAAAUAUCCCGUUCGCAACUGUGGUGUCGAUUGAUCAGGCUGGAAUCAUUGAGUACUGGAUGGGAUUCAAGCAGCAGUUCAAGCAGCCCACCUGUGUCAAAUUCGAGUCCAAAUUGGACACUAGCUUGUACGAGUUCGCCAAGAACAAAACCUACCCAACUGGACUGAGUUUCUCUCCAGACGGACAACUGAUGGCAACUCUUGCUGUUGACCGAAAAGUACGAAUCUUCAAGUUCUUGACUGGCAAACUAAAACUAGUUAUUGACGAGACGUUGCCAAGGUACACCGAGAUGCAGCAAGCAGAUCCACAAAUACCGCAAAUGGAGUUUGGGCGGAGGAUGGCGGCUGAAAGAGAUAUUGAAAAGAAUGAGGCCCAAGGAAAUAUUUUAUUUGACGAAUCGGGUACCAUUGUGCUCUACACCACAAUGCUGGGAGUGAAAACUGUUAGCAUUAAAACAGGAAAAGUGCUGCGUUGCGUUGGAAAACAGGAAAACCUGAGAGUGCUAAAGAUCGCCCUCUAUCAAGGCAAACCCAAAAAGAGCAAGGCAGCCGUCACUUUUGAAAUGGAAGCAUCAGAGAAUCCCACUCUCGAUAAUGCGCAGACUGAUCCUAUGCUUGUGUGUACUGCGUUCAAGAAAAAUAGAUUCUAUCUUUUUUCAAGCCGGGAGCCUAUCGAAUCCAAAUCAGUGGACGCAGACCGAGACGUUUUCAAUGAGAAACCGUCUAAGGAGGACAUCAUAGCAGCAACAGAAGCGUCAGCUACGCAGAGGAUCUUCAAUAACGCCAUCAUCCACACAACCUAUGGUGACAUUCAUGUCACGCUGUUCAGCAAAGAGUGCCCCAAGAGCGUCGAGAACUUCUGUGUGCACGCCAAUGAGGGCUACUUCAACGGACACAUCUUCCACCGUGUCAUCAAGUCAUUUAUGAUCCAAACAGGAGACCCCACUGGAACUGGCACUGGUGGCGAGAGCAUCUGGGGUGGCGAGUUCGAAGAUGAGUUCCAUCCAACACUGAAGCACGACCGGCCGUACACGCUGAGCAUGGCCAACGCUGGCCCCAACACGAACGGCAGCCAAUUUUUCAUCACAAUCACACCCACGCCUUGGCUUGAUGGGAAACACACGAUUUUCGGACGCGUGGUCAAAGGAAUGGAAGUGGUGCAAAACAUCAGCAACGUCAAGACCGACGCCAAGACUGACCAACCCGUCGAGGACAUAUCCAUCAUGAGCGUGACUGUUAAAUAAUUCGAGACGCUUAUUUUUAUUUUAUCGUUUUAUUUUCACCAGAACAUCCAGGUCAAGCAAAAAAUAAUAUCGUGUACAAAUAUAUUUUUCCAAAAUUGUAUCUUUUUUAAUAAAUGAGGCUUAAAUUAACUUAAAAUAAAAAAUUUCAAGGAA